Molecule: messenger RNA, 354 nt
Organism: Arabidopsis thaliana (thale cress)
Lineage: Eukaryota; Viridiplantae; Streptophyta; Magnoliopsida; Brassicales; Brassicaceae
Exons: 2
Coding region: 1-354 (117 amino acids)
Source: RefSeq, marked reviewed
AUGAGAACGCUACGGGGAAAGCCUACAUCGCCUUGGGAGAUAGUUUGCUACAUGCAGUCGUCACCGCACCCGAGCCAAAACACGCCGGAUACCCCGAAGCCACCUCUCGAACGAUCACCGAACAUAGAGGAAGGAAACCGGAUCAUUUACGAGAAUCACAGAAAUGAUAUGGAAGAAUCUUCAAGGAUUAUAUCAAAUCAGAAAAUCUUCCCGAAGUCCCUGAAGAAUAAGGAAUAUUUCCUUAAGGCAGAAAGGUUCUGGAACCGACUUAAGGAUAUAUUCAAAUCUUCCGAGAAUAUUGCAGGAGAGGCGAUUUAUCAAGUCUAUAUGAAGCGACUCAAGGACUUCGCAUAA